This is a messenger RNA of Malus domestica (apple), 810 nucleotides long. RefSeq names its product subtilisin-like protease SBT2.5. Lineage: Eukaryota; Viridiplantae; Streptophyta; Magnoliopsida; Rosales; Rosaceae. The record is from RefSeq and is a predicted model, not a curated record.
GAUGACUUCAAACUAUAAAUAACCAUAUCAUUCAGAACUAGCUGAAGGCCAUAUUGUAUUGUAUACGAGUCAAUAUAUAACCCUAGCAGAAGAACAAACUCACCAGAAAGGUAGAAUAGCAGCAAAUGGAAGGUACAAAAAGUGAGUUAUAUUUUGUUUUCAUGAACUAUGAUCCUCAGUACGAACGCCUUCGAGCUGAUCGAACAAAAGGAGGAGCAAAUGAGCUAGAUUUGUACCUAAGCCGGAAGCAUGACCAGUUGUUGGCAAGAACCCUUCAGCCAGGAAGCUACAAGAAGACAUUGUCUCUCGUCAUUGUUGAUGGGUUUUCUGUGGAAAUUACUGAGGACCAGGCCAGUGUGCUUAGAUCUGCGAAAGAAGUGAGACUGGUGGAGAAAAAUCAAGAGCUUGCUUAAUGUAGCAGACCGAAGAGGCUUAGAAAGUGUGAACGGGAAAUGGGUUCGUAUGGGAGCUUCUGUGGCUGCAGGUUGAUUGGGGUGUGAUUUUGGGUCAACCUAAAGAUAAUAAUUAACAAUAAUGUUUCUGGGAAAAAUCUAGGAAGAUUUGUUUGAGAACUCGAUCAGUUUACGGAUGCUAGCAAUAUAAUAUCACCUAUUUAGUUGAAGUGCUUUUGGAGUUGCGAUAACUCUCUCUCUCUGUUUGGGAUCCAGUGAGUUCUCACCUAUAAAACCAUUCUCAUUACUGAGUUAACUAUUACACUAAAGGAGGUAUACUAUAGUUAUUGGUUGUCUGUCAUGUAUUAUUUCUCGUUUUGGAAUAUAUCGAUCUCGUUUUCGUUGGUUUCUGGCUUAA